AUGGCUAGUUUAGAAAAUAACGAAAAUUGCUCAGAUAAAUUUACUUAUGGUAAAGUAACAUCAGAAGAAAAUAAUAGUGAUGUUAUAGAGAAAACUGUGUUUCAAAUGAAUUUAUACGAAGAACCAAAAUAUAUGGGAUACGGCUAUCGACACCAGCAGACAUUCUUGUUGUUUAUAUGUUUGACGAUAGCCUACAGCAUGAGGACAUGCAUGGGAGUAGCUCUGGUGGCAAUGGUGAAGAGCCAUCAUGAUAAACGUAAGGAUACUGUUAAUGGUAACGGAACAAGUAAUCUUGAAGCCAAUAAUCAGAUGGAGAUGGGAAAUGUGGGAAUUUUAAAUGGAAUUUUAUAUAAUGAACCCUACCCAACAUUUCAAUGGGAUAAAAAGACUCAGGACUACAUGUUGGCCGCGUUUACAUGGGGAUACAUGAUUCUUCAGAUACCAGCGGGCCAACUGGCUCAUUGGUACCGGUAUCUCCUCACCGGCGCGUUGAUUAUAAAUGGAGUGGUAUCUUUUUGCACACCAUGGGCAGCUUAUUAUGAAAAUUGGAUAUUUGUUGUGAUUUUGAGGAUGAUUCAAGGCCUAAGUCAGUCUUGUUUUGUACCGGGUAUCCACACGGCUUUCGGAAAAUGGGCGCCUUUGCAAGAAAGAGGCAGAUUGACCGCAUUCGCAUUAGGGGGCCAGCCAUUAGGUAUAGUCUUGGGACUACCUAUAACAGGCUACAUCGCAGCUUCGUCCCUCGGCUGGCCGGGUAUAUUCCGGUUCUAUGGGCUUCUAUCGCUGUCAAUCGGCGCCGUAUUCUGGUUCCUUGUAGCAGAUUCACCGGCCCAACAUAUUCGAAUUUCUGUGCUUGAGAGACGGUAUAUUGAAGAGGUUUUAGGACAAACUGGGACCAAAGGAAAGAAACCCCUCAAAGUUCCCUGGAAGAAUUUGCUUCGGUGCAAGGCACUGUAUGCUAUAGUGAUUGCUCACAUGGGCCAGUCCUGGGGUCAGUUGACGUUGUAUACAGAGGUUCCAGCCUUUAUGGACAAAGUAAUGAAGGUCAAUAUAAAAGCUAACGGCCUCCUGACAGCGUUGCCUUUCUUCGUGAUGUGGGUGACUAACUUCUUUUUCAGUUGGAUUACAGACAUGCUCAUUUGUAAAAAGUGGUUGACCGUCACCAACACUAGAAAAUUGGCUAAUACGAUAGGUACUGUCCUUCCCGCUUUUGGACUUAUCGCGUUGGCAUACGUUAAAAAAGAGAUUGUAGUUGUGGAGACUAUUCUAGUCCUCACAUGCGCUUUGAAGAUCGCCUCCCAUGUAGGGUGCUAUGUAAACCACCUCGACUUAGCUCCAAACUUCGCUGGCACAUUGAUGAGUAUUAGCAACUUUAUGGCUAACGCGUGCUCGUCGUUGGCGCCCGUGAUAGCAGGGUUCAUACUUGUAGAAGAUGUGACGAGUGAAUUUCUCUGGAGGAAGGUGUUUUUCAUAGCGGCUGGGUUUUAUUUAGUAUCAGAUUUAGUUUACGUUAUCAUUGGCUCAGGCGAGCUACAAACGUGGAAUUACCCUCAAGAAGCAACGAGGCACACAGACAAGUGUGAACAAAAGCCAAUGUUACAAAAUUAA
Cydia splendana is the source of this 1605-nucleotide messenger RNA. Its product is annotated as putative inorganic phosphate cotransporter. Gene Ontology annotation, biological process: monoatomic anion transport; transmembrane transport. Gene Ontology annotation, cellular component: membrane. The transcript is spliced from 11 exons. NCBI's taxonomy places the organism in Eukaryota, Metazoa, Arthropoda, Insecta, Lepidoptera, Tortricidae. The record is from RefSeq and is a predicted model, not a curated record. The coding region runs from base 1 to 1605 and encodes 534 amino acids. Gene Ontology annotation, molecular function: transmembrane transporter activity.